This is a messenger RNA of Trichomycterus rosablanca, 2357 nucleotides long. It is a transcript of the gene pdlim1, whose product is annotated as PDZ and LIM domain 1 (elfin). Gene Ontology annotation, biological process: actin cytoskeleton organization; heart development; muscle structure development. Bases 78 to 1043 code for a protein of 321 amino acids. NCBI's taxonomy places the organism in Eukaryota, Metazoa, Chordata, Actinopteri, Siluriformes, Trichomycteridae. The record is from RefSeq and is a predicted model, not a curated record. The transcript is spliced from 7 exons. Gene Ontology annotation, cellular component: adherens junction; stress fiber; filamentous actin. Gene Ontology annotation, molecular function: muscle alpha-actinin binding; actin binding.
ACAACAAAACUGUGUUUUCCAAAGCUCGUACACAAGAACUAGACCACGUUUGCUACAAGUAAAAGAUUUAAUAAAUCAUGCAACUGCGGAUUGUAUUGCAAGGUCCUGGACCGUGGGGAUUUCGACUGGUCGGGGGUAAAGAUUUCGAGCAGCCCCUGACUAUUUCACGGGUGACGCCAGGAAGCAAAGCAGCCCAGGCCAACCUUUGCAUAGGGGAUAUGAUUGUUGCCAUAGACGGAGAGCCGACAGAGGGUAUGACUCAUCUGGAAGCCCAGAAUAAAAUCAAGUGCUGUUUGGAGGAAAUGGCCCUCUCCAUUGACAGGUCUGAAUCGAAGAUGUGGUCUCCUCUUGUGAAUGAGGAUGGGAAAAGCCAUCCGUACAAAAUGAACCUGGCAUCAGAAUCACAGGACGUGAAACACAUUGGCUCUGCUCACAACAGGAGUGCUCUCCCAUUCAAUUCACCUGCAACCAAGGUGGUCACAAACCAGUACAAUAACCCUGCAGGCUUGUAUUCCUCUGAGAACAUCAAGAGUUUUAAUCGUGCCGUUGAUGAUGUCAAGACCACCGUCCCAUCCAGUGAAUCAAGCCAUAAGCCAGAUCCUUCCAAACCUGUCCAACAAAAACAUCCAGUUACUGCUGAAUCUGAGGUUUAUAAAAUGCUGCAGGAGAACCAAGAGUCAGCUGAGCCUCCACGCCAGUCUGCAUCAUUCAAAGUCCUGCAGGAGAUCCUUGAGACUGGUGAUUCUGAUAAACCCUCCGGGUUUAGGAGCGUGAAAGCACCCUCAACAAAAUUUGCUUCCUCUGUGGGCAAUACUGAGAAACUAUCCGUUUGUGACAAAUGUGGAUCAGGGAUUGUGGGAAUGAUUGUAAAGCUGCGGGACAAGUUCCGCCACCCUGAAUGCUACGUCUGCACGGACUGUGAUGUCAGUCUGAAACAGAAGGGACACUUUUUUGUCGAGGACAAGAUUUACUGUGAGAAGCAUGCACGUGAACGAAUGACUCCACCCGAGGGAUACGAUGUUGUCACCGUCUUCCCAAAGUAGAUGCUUGUCCAAGUUGCUUUCAAACUGCACCUUCUUCAGUCCUGGUGAACAAAUCUGCCUAGAUGUGUAACAUUUCAUUCGUUUGUCACAGUUUUCCAUUCAGUUCUGUCAGUGAAUUUUAAAUACACUGUUUACAUCAGCUCAGUUUAGAUGUUGGUGUUUUUGGUUCCUUGUUGUUUGUGGGGAUUAUUCACAUGAAGUGCUACUAAUUAAAGACAUUUUAGUAUCAUAUUCAUUCCAUAUGUGGUGUAUCAGGGUCGUGGUGCUGUAGCUUUGGCUAAGACCUUACUAAAAGUCUAAGAUUAAAUGCGCCACAUUAUAUAAAGGUUUGCACGUGUUUAAAUGAUUUUUUGCUGAAUACAAUACUGUGGUAUCUAUAUACACUGAUCAGCCAUAACAUUAAAACCACCUCCUUGUUUUUACACUCACUGUCCAUUUUAUCAGCUCCACUUACCAUAUAGAAGAACUGACAUGGUGGUGGUGUGUUAGUGUGUGUUGUGCUGGUAUGAGUGCAUCAGACACAGCAAUGCAGAGUUUUUAAACACCUCAGUGUCAUCCAGUCAACAGCUCCCCAUGGGCAGCGUCUUGUGACCACUGAUGAAGGUCCAGAUUCUAGAUGAUGACCAACUCAAAGAGCAGCAAUAGAUGAGCGAUCAUCUCUGACUUUACAUCCACAUGCUGGACCAACUAGGUAGGAGUGUCUAAUAGAGUGGACAGUGAGUGGACAUGGUAUUUAAAAACUUCAGCAGCGCUGCUGUGUCUGAUCCACUCAUACCAGCACAACACACACUAACACACCACCACCAUGUCAGUGUCACUGCAGUGCUGAGAAUGAUCCACUACCUAAAUAAUACCUGCUCUGUGGGGGUCCUGACUAUUGAAGAACAGCAUGAAAGAGGGCUAAAAAAAGUAUGUAGAGGAACAGAUGGACUACAGUCAGUAAUUGUAGAACUACAAAGUGCUUCUAUAUGGUAAGUGGAGCUGAUAAAAUGGACAGUGAGUGUAGAAACAAGGAGGUGGUUUUAAUGUUAUGGCUGAUCAGUGUAUGUAAAACAUGUAUUUACCAAUUUGGCUUUGACAUUCCACAAGUUUUAGGGACCAACAAGUUUCAACUAACUGGAAAAGCAAAGGGGAAAAAACCUUUAUGAUCAAUAAUUUUCUGGAAGCUCUACAUAGGAGCAUCAUCACAGACUGUAGUGUCAUUUUUUUAUUCGUUUGUUUAUUGUAUUAAAUGUAUUACAUCCUUCCUUUAUGUGGCUUUGCUCAACUUCUCUAUUAAAUGUGACUGAAUAAAUAAAUCUUUUUAAAUGUUAA